Messenger RNA from Stylonychia lemnae, 771 nucleotides. Lineage: Eukaryota; Ciliophora; Spirotrichea; Sporadotrichida; Oxytrichidae. The record is from the annotation of a GenBank genome assembly.
AUGUAAAUGAAUACCAGAAAUUGUGGUCUUAUCGGUCCUCUCCUUCUACUUCACUAUUAUAGAUCAUAACUGAACGAUAUUUUUGUUGGAAUGAUUGUGGGAGCGAUAUUAUUACACCUAGCAAAUUAAGUACGACGGUUUGGAUUCAGGAUUACAUUUUUAAAAGACAACACUUAAACAAACAAAUUGUUUAGGUUUAUCAAAGAUGGAAACUUAGAUGAGAUUAAAAAAAUAAGGAGAAAGUUUCCCAAGGAAUAGUUUUUUGAAAUGAAGCCAUUUGGAGGCUAUAAUAUGUUGAUGUUUGCUGCUUCAGAGGGACAUUUAGAUAUUAUAAAGUACUUAGUUGAGGAGGGAGCAAAUGUAAAUGAGAGAUCAAAUAAUGGAGAAACCCCUCUUAUCAGAGCAUGUUAUUUCAAUAGACUAGAUAUUGCAUAAUAUCUCAUCUCAGCUAAAGCAAACAUUGAGCAUGUUACGACAACAGAUCUCACCCCUUUAUAAGUAGCAAUAAUGAGGAAUAAGCCGAACAUGGUGACAUUACUACUGAACAAAGGCGCAAAGUUAAGACUCAAAACUAAGAACUUAUUAGCAGAAGAGAAAAUUUAGAAUAUGACUCCUGAACUCUUAUUAGCAAUAUUUGAGUUUACAGAGUGGCAGAGAAUAAAAUAACCACUUAAAUAUCAAACGGAUAGGGAUAAGUAGAAGAACUAUCCAAAGGAAUUCAUGAGAUUAAAUAAAAACAUUAUGCAUAAAGUCUUGUCAGAAUAUAUUUGA